AUCUGAAGGUACACAUGAGAAUUCAUACAGGAGAGAAACCAUUUUGCUGUUCUGAGUGUGGGAGGAGAUUUGGUCGAAGUUGAAUUCUGAAGAACACAUGAAAACUCAUACAGGAGAGAAACCAUUUAGCUGUUCUGAGUGUGGGAAAACAUUUGGUCAAAGUGAAAAUCUGAACGUACACAUGAGAACUCAUACAGGACAGAAACCAUUUAGCUGCUCUGAGUGUGGGAAAAGAUUUGGUCUAAGUGGAAUUCUGAAGGUACACAUGAGAACUCAUACAGGAGAGAAACCAUUUAGCUGCUCUGAGUGUGGGAAAACAUUUGGUUAAAGUGAAAAUCUGAAUGUACACAUAAGAACUCAUACAGGAGAGAAACCAUUUAGCUGCUCAGAGUGUGGGAAAAGAUUUGGUUCCGGUAGAGAGUUGAGGGAACACAUGAGAACUCAUACAGGAGAGAAACCAUUUAGUUGCUCUGAGUGUGGGAAGAGAUUUGGUCAAAAUGGAAAUCUGAAGGUACACAUGACAGUGCAUACAGGAGAGAAACCAUUUAGCUGCUCAAUUUGUGGGAAAUCAUUUACACAAAAUGGAAAAUUACAUAAACACAUGAAAACUCAUGCGGGAGAAAAGUGAUUCAGCUGUUCAGUCUGAAAAAAAAUCUAUUUGGAAUAAGAUUUUAAAUACACUCAUGAUUGACACAGACCCAAACAUUUAUGUUUAUAUGUUUUUAAAUGUAUGUAUUUACUUACUUAGUUAGUUACCAAGAUCAGUCUUGUACAGCCAGGGGGGAGUAUUUCCCCUCUGACA
Epinephelus moara (kelp grouper) is the source of this 802-nucleotide messenger RNA. RefSeq names its product gastrula zinc finger protein XlCGF17.1-like. The record is from RefSeq and is a predicted model, not a curated record. Gene Ontology annotation, biological process: regulation of transcription by RNA polymerase II. The transcript has a single exon. Gene Ontology annotation, cellular component: transcription regulator complex; PcG protein complex. Gene Ontology annotation, molecular function: RNA polymerase II cis-regulatory region sequence-specific DNA binding; DNA-binding transcription factor activity, RNA polymerase II-specific. NCBI's taxonomy places the organism in Eukaryota, Metazoa, Chordata, Actinopteri, Perciformes, Serranidae.